CCUAAGCCACCGACGGCCUCUUCCUUUGAAAACCGGUAGAGAGCUUGAUUUUUCCCUUCUUUUCUUGUCCAAGAACCUGAUUUGGAACCCAGAAAUCUUUCCCCCCUGCUGGAAAAUCCGGAUCUACUCUGUCGUUCCUCCCUUGUCCGCUGGCUGCUCUUGAUUGUGGGUGAUUUCUGGGCAUAUUUUCUGAUUUCCCGUGAGCUUCCCCUUGAAUUUUCUGCAGAGUGCCGCCGGCCUCUUCCCCCCUGCAGCUCCGGUUCUUGCUGGAAAAUUCUGGUUCUUGAUCGUUCUGUCAGUUUAGUACGUGAAUUGAGUGCUCGGUUUUGCAGACUGAGGUAAGUAAAUUAUGGUAAAGCCCUUCGAUUUUAAAGCAUGUUUUCAAUUGUUUUUGAGAUGGUGGCAAGGUUUAAAUUGAUUUUAAAUUAAUUUUAUCAACAUCUGAGUGUGAUUAAAUUGAAAUGAAAAUUUGGAUGAUUUUCAUGAGAAUUUCCUUGUUUUCUGAAAUUGAGCAUGAUUGGAAUGAAAAUGAGGAUUUUAUUGAUUUUCUGGAAUUGAGCAUGAUUGGAAUGAAAAUGAGGAUUUUAUUGAUUUUCUGGAAAUGAGCAUGAUUGAGAAAUGAAAAUGAGAAUUUCAUUGUUUUGCUGGAGUUGAGCAUGCCUAUUUGGGAAUUGACUGAACUGCUUUGAUGAACUGAGAAUUUUGUAAAUGUUGAGUUUUCUGUUAAAUCCAUGCCCGCAUGGAAAUUUUCCGGUUUGUUCUGAAAUUCGGGAUUGAUUGUGAAAUUCUGGUUUUUCUGUAAAUGCUGCAUGGUUUUGUCUCGGAUAUAGUCAUGAUUACUGACGCCCACUAGUGGGAGCUGUAAACGCUAGCACAUGUCGACAUGUAUUUCUGUGGAACCGGUUCACCCUACCAAUGGGGUUAAACAUUUGGUACUAUUACUGACGCCUGCCAGUGGGAGUUGUAAACACUGGUACCAUUACUGACGCCUGCCAGUGGGAGUUUGUAAACACUGGUACUUCUGAAACCCUACCAAUGGGGUUAAACAUUUGGUCUGAAACCCUACCAAUGGGGUUAAACAUUUGGUAAUAUUACUGACGCCUGCCAGUGGGAGUUUGUAAACACUGGUACUAUUACUGACGCCUGCCAGUGGGAGUUUGUAAACACUGGUACUAUUACUGACCCCUGCCAGUGGGAGUUUGUAAACACUGGUACCAUUACUGACGCCUGCCAGUGGGAGUGUGUUAAACACUGGCCAUGACUUAUAGAUGAGACUACUGAACUGAGUUUUCUGCUGCAUUAACGUUUUGUUAUUUAAACUGAAUCUAAUUUUGUCAUUGAGCGUUUUGGUUAUAUUAAACUGUUUAUCUGGCAUACUUAAAAGUUUUACCCAAGGGCUAUUCAUAUUUACUUACUGAGUUAUCUCAUAGUUUUCCUUGUCCACCAUUUCAGGAAGCGAUACCGAGGACGAGGAAACCAAGGGGGAGUGACGAGUUAGAAGGCUAGCCAUCGUGUAAAUUGAAUAUGGAUUUUAGAUAUAAAUGAUGAUCUUGUAAGCGAGAUUUUAAUUGGAGAUUUUGAUAUCAGAGUAAAUAUUGAAAUUUGAUUGUAAAUUCAUUUAGUGGAUAAUUAGUUUAUAAGAGAUUUGAUCUGGAGAUUUUGAGGUUAAGUCGUGUUUGGACAUAAGGAAUUAAAUUUGAAAUAUCUGA
This is a messenger RNA of Rubroshorea leprosula, 1709 nucleotides long. NCBI's taxonomy places the organism in Eukaryota, Viridiplantae, Streptophyta, Magnoliopsida, Malvales, Dipterocarpaceae. The record is from the annotation of a GenBank genome assembly.